This is a messenger RNA of Suillus paluster, 1469 nucleotides long. RefSeq lists its product as uncharacterized. The coding region runs from base 230 to 1297 and encodes 355 amino acids. The record is from RefSeq and is a predicted model, not a curated record. NCBI's taxonomy places the organism in Eukaryota, Fungi, Basidiomycota, Agaricomycetes, Boletales, Suillaceae. The transcript is spliced from 7 exons.
GACUUCCUGGAAUCUAUCCCUCAUUUGACAGCGGGACAGGGAGAAGGAAAAUCGUGAACCUUCGGCGGUCAAGGAGCCACCGGGGAUCUCGAACACCCCUUCCCAGCCAUCAGACCCUCACGUACAGGAGAGCACUUUCAAGGUUUCACCUGUCGGUGGCCUAGCUCUCGAGGCGGAAAAGGCUGAAGUGCAGACGGAGCAGCCAACUCUAAGUUAUGUAGUAAAUGUCAUGGAGCGGGUGUUGGAUGUUCUCCAGGACUCAGCAAUUGCCUUGAAGGGUGGCAAGGACGACCGCUCCCGUUUCUGGGGUAUAUACAAAAGAAUCGCGGAGGAACACGACGGCGAGUUCCUUGAGCGAUACAAUGGCGACAUGGAUAUAGUGUUGGUCUUUUCCGGUCUUUUCUCUGCUAUCAGCACAUCUUUUAUCGUAGCUAUGGAGUAUAAGCUUAGUCCCGACCCCAGCGACACCACCAAUGCCCUUCUCACGCAGCUCGUCCAAAUCGGACUUGGCAACAUCGCUGAAGCGGGCUCUACCCCCGCAGCGCCAGCAUCUACAUUUUCACCGUCAACGUCGGACAUAAGAAUCCAAACGAUCGCAUACGCAAGCUUGUCCAUGAGUUUACUUGCUGCGUUCGGGGCCGUACUAGGCAAGCAGUGGCUCGGGUACUACAAGUCGAACAGAUACGGCCGCGGGUCGCAGGAGGAACGAGGGAAGCGCAGACAAGAAAAAUUUGACGGCAUCAUCACAUGGUAUUUUGAUGGUGUCGUGCAAUCCUUUCCGAUCCUACUUCAGAUCUCCCUUCUUCUAUUUGGGAUCGCCCUCAGCGCCAACAUUUGGUAUGAGCAGCCGACUAUUGCCUGGGUCGUCAUUUCAACAACGGUUUUCGGGUUCUUGUUCUAUUCCUUGACUGUGAUGGCAUCGUUGAUAUCACCCGCGUGUCCAUUUCAGACGCCCAUAUCGACGAUUUUGCGCAUGUUUCGCAUCGACAGAGUACUACGGCUGGUGUUCAAACCAGCAUCCAGGUAUUUCCAGCAGUUCACAACCUCGGUUUACGGCGAGUUACAUUUUCUUACGCAUGCACACAUUUUGAUCGUUGUUGUUAGGUGUGCUGCAGCGGCUGCGCGGUACCUUCAGGUCAAAUUGGACCCGAUUAUCUGGAGCACUGGCAGGCACUGUGUUUGUGGUCGGCUCAUUCGUACAGUGCUGUCUCCAGCUGUUAUUCGGCGCACUUCGUCACCUGAUAUCCUCCCUGGGUUCUUUGAUUCCGCCCUCUCGGACAAAGGUCAUAGACUCUGAAGCACAACCGCUGGACCAGAGCGUGUUAGUCAAUAAUCAAUCCCCACUUAACCUCAACCUCCCAGACGUACCCACCAACCGUCUUGAAGCACCUAGCAUCCUGUGGCUGCUCGAGACAUCCACUGAUCCUGAAGUAUUUCUAGCCGCUGCUGGCCUUGUUCCGCAGGUCGAA